CUUGUCUGAGGCGAGAAGGCGAGAAGGCGACUUGUACAAACUCGCCUAGGCGCCUUGUCUAAGACGAGAAGACGAGAAGGUGACUUAAACAAACUCGCCAAGGCGCUUUGUUUAGACGAGAAGGCGAGAAGGCGACAUGUACAAACUCGCUAAGGCGCCUAGUGUAUGCUACGAGAAGGCGGGAAGGCGAGAUGUUCAAACUCGUUUGAGGGUAACGCAGCGCAAGUGGAGCAGCAAAAUGUCAAUAGACUGUGACAUGGUGGACGUCAAGACGAUUUGCUAGACUGCUAGAAGUGAAGAGGAGCAUCAUUGCAGUUUUUACAUGAGAAAUAUCGGCAAUUUAUCAUUCAGCAUGCCGAGGGCUAGGCUUCCUAUUUUUGUGUUCAUAUUCGCUUCCUUUCUCGGGGUAGCAGGACAACCACCUCCAUUCUACACGGCUGCAGCACUUGGCGAGUUGGUGGAAGAUUUAUCAGAUGACCUGAUUCAGCACUAUUACAUUGCGGGAUUUACCGCAAUACAAAUCCUCCUGUUGCUGCAUAUGCGUCACGAAAUUUCCAUCGGUAUCAGAAGAAUUCGACAAAUUAUUCGACGUCUCAGAGUGCGAAGAGUUGAUCGACGGAGCAACGUAAAUGACAUCAUAAAUGCCAUUACAUUUGAAUUGCGUGGAUCGGGACAAAACCUUGGUUACAGGGCGAUGUGGAGGAGACUGAGAAUCAGACAUGAAAUAUCUGCUACACAAAGAGUGGUGCGAGAGCUUCUGUCAGCUAUGGAUCCUGAUGGGGUCGAGAGGAGAUCGAAUCGGCGUCUACAUCGACGAAGAUACGUUAAUAGAGGUCCAAAUCACGUCAUACAUAUUGAUGGUUAUGAUAAACUCAAACCAUAUGGUUUUGCAGUUCACUCUGCUAUCGACGGAUUUUCGCGGAAGGUAUUAUGGCUUAAAGUUGGGCGUUCAAAUAAUAAUCCGCGAUAUAUCACACGAUUUUUUUUAGACUAUAUUUCAUUAAUUAAUGGAGUACCUCGAAUCGUACGGAGUGACAGAGGAACAGAAAAUUGUCAAAUUCGUGAUGUACAAAUUGCCCUUCGUUGGUAUCAUGACGAUGAGUUCCAUCGAUACAAAAGUUUCAUGUAUGGGCGUUCAACAAGUAAUCAAAGAAUUGAAUCUUGGUGGGGACAUGUUGGGAGGCUUUCAUCUCGAUUCUGGAUUGAACUUUUCAAGCAAUUCCGCGAUAAUGGUGGAUUGGACAAUACCAAUCCAAUUCACGUUGAAGCAUUACGAUUUUGUUUCACAAACCUAAUUCAGCGUGACUUGGAUCUUGUUGUUCAAGAGUGGAACCAACACCGAAUCAGGAGUCAGGCCAAUGAAGAAUCACCAUAUGGGAUACCGGAUUUAAUGUAUUAUGUUCCUGAAAUAUACGGAGCCGAAGAUAACAAGAUGCCACUUGCUUAUUCACUCGACGAAGUACAGGAAACUGCAAAUAAUAUAUCGCUUGAUUUUCCACCAUACGGAUGUAGCCAAGAGUUUGUUGAGGUAGUAAAUCAGUAUGUCGGUGAUGUUCACAAUUUCCAGCUUCCUGAAUCUGUUGAAGAAGCAACUGAACUCUACGAAUAUCUUGUAAAUCUCUUGUGACUCAAAUAAUAUUAAUGAUAUUUCAUCUGGAAGUGUGAGAGAUGGAGAAAAAAAACACAUCAAGGGAAUUAAGUUCAAUGUUCUUUUUUUAGGUAAUACGCGAGUAAUAGGGACCAUCAAUAACGGCAUGUAGAUUCACCUAAUUAAAAAAAAUAAAAAAUAAAACAUGCAGUCACUCUUGUGAAUAUUUGAUUGUGACUGAAAAUCCAAAACCGUAGCCUCGUGUAAUUGAAGCAGACUUCCUCUUGCCGAGGAGAAAAGGCUUCUCGUAAGGAGCUUGUCACAAUCAAACAAAUAAACAAAAAGCCUUCAUAAUCACGCGCAGUAC
This is a messenger RNA of Lytechinus pictus (painted urchin), 1955 nucleotides long. RefSeq lists its product as uncharacterized. NCBI's taxonomy places the organism in Eukaryota, Metazoa, Echinodermata, Echinoidea, Temnopleuroida, Toxopneustidae. The transcript is spliced from 2 exons. The record is from RefSeq and is a predicted model, not a curated record. The coding region runs from base 323 to 1627 and encodes 434 amino acids. Gene Ontology annotation, molecular function: nucleic acid binding.